UUUCCCAACAACUAUAGGAUCUAUGGAAAACCAAUUUUCUUAAUACAUUGGAUAAACUGCAUUAUACAUGCAAAACUAAUGAUUAAAAAAAAUCCAGCAGGCAGGUAUAAUUUUCAAGACCGUACACAAUCAAAUGAAAAUACUCGAUUUAGUUAAAGAAAUCAAUAUUGGUAUAAGCUUCCCAAUGCAUUUUCGCUUCGUUUCAAAAUUUUGUUUACACUUCGCCAAGAAAACGUCCGUUGUUAUUGGUAAAUUCAAAAGGUCAAGAUAUCGCUACAUUACUUAGUAGGCUUAUAAAUGCGAACUCAUUUCAAAAAAUCUACCAGGCUGCCUGCUUUACAAUGUGCUAGACCAGAAAACAAAGUUUUUCUGCAAGCUAGCUUAAACUAUAAGAAUGCUUGUGAAGAUCGUAUACAUUUCAACAGGGAAGCAAUAGCCAUGUUUUUUACAAAUAAAAGCUAUCGGAUAAAACAUGUCUUUUUUUUUACUCGAUAACAAGGCUUGCUGUUUCCCAAUCGACUCUAAAUCUGCAGCCGGAAAUCUUAUCGAGAAUAUUGCCUGUCUCCGCCCGCUGUUGCCUACACCUCAAUAUGAUUCAAUUUAUCUCGCUAAACCUAAUCAAUUUUCUCAUUAACUUCUUGCAAACAAGAUUAGCCGACGCUGGAAGAUGAUUGGGCCAGCCUUCGCAUGUCGGCACACAAAGUAAUCCUCUCUUUUUAGCAAUGCAACUCAAACUCACACCGUUCUGAGUAAUAUUUGUGUAGCUAAUAACAGAAAUAUCUGAAAUGCUGAAAUACUCAUGAACUGUGCAUUUACUCAUUCUUGUGAAACCGUAUCUUGAUGAAUUACUAAGCAGAAAAUUAAACUGGAAAAUUGGAUUCGUUUUCUCCCAAAAGUGCAUGCAUUUUCGUGUACCUCUGGCGCUAAUUCAUUAAAGUACUUAACUUGACUAAUUUAGCUUUCGAGUUUUAUAUAUAAAUUACUGAGGUUUUCAUAGUGUAAUUUCAGAUAAGGAGUGUGUUUAUCCUUCAAACUAUCCUAACGAAGCCCAUUCAAAUUUCCAUUUAGACUACAGUAACGAAUGAUUUGCCCUGAUCCUGUUUGGAAAGAAUAGCUCUAUGUAACGAUUUAUUUUUUUAUUUUUAUGUUGCGGAUUACCGAGCUAAAGAAUUGAUUUAUCGAAUUUGGACGCGUGACCGCCUGUGCAAAUAGAAAGAUUAUCUAUCUUCAUUGAAUAAUUUAAGCGAUUUCGAUUAAACUCCAUAUUAAAAACAACAUCUCUUUAUCGCGGUAUGAAAUUUGAAGAAAACGACGCGGUAGCGUUUGAAAACGCCGUCGCGAUGGCAGAUGAAGAAUGCUUAGGAGCCGUUCUGGAGGAAAAUACGACGACAACGACGCUAGGAACUUCGGACGACAAACAAAAACAAACUUUCCUGAUAGCUGAAGACGAGGGGGAUCAUAUCUCGAGUCUUCAGGUGGAUAGAUGGCGAAAAUUAAGCAAGCAAAUUCGCGGUGUUCUGGCCAUCAAAAACGCUGCGGUUAAACCGAAUCGGAGGCGAACUGGACGAAGAUCUACGACAAACAUUGAUCCAUUUCUGCAGAAAUUUAGCACGAGAGAGAUAGGGUUAACGACACAGACCUCGGGGGCAUCUUUGCAUUCAAUCGAGGAAGCAAAUGAAGAUCUUACACCCGGGCAAGAAGCGUCAAAGAAUCUGGACGAGGGUUCUGGUCAAAAAGCUUAUCCCAUUAGAGCGUCCUUGACACUUAGUGAUCUAAUCCCCACCGGGGUUAUUGACCCCGAUGGUUCAUUCAUAUACUAUUGGAUGCAUUUGCUUAUAACUGCUGUUAGGUACAAUCUCUGGGUAAUUAUCCUUCGUUUUGCCUUCGUAGAGGCACAAGAAAAUCAUGCGACUCUGUGGUGGACUUUAGACUCCGUAUCCGACCUCGUAUAUUUAGUGGAUAUUUUCGUCAACUGCCGUGUCGGCUUUUACGAGGAAGGCAUUUUGGUCAGGGACACUAAACGCGCUUGUAAACGCUACAUUUUAAGCUGGAAGUUUUUCUUGGAUGUCGUUUCAAUACUUCCUUUAGAGUUGCUGUACCUGAAGAUGGGAGUCAGACCAAUUUUACGUUUUCCAAGACUGUUAAAAACAUACAAAUCUCAGGAAGUAAAGACGAAGAUCGAGGGUCGCGCCAAUCAUCCGACAAUCGUGCGCGUUUUUUUCCUCGUACAUUUGAUGCUCUUGUUGCUUCACUGGAACGCUGGGAUAUAUUUUCUGAUUGCGCGCGCAGAGGGUUUUGGGACCAAUGGUUGGGGAUAUCCCGCGCUGAAUGGCAGUUACAAUACGCUCACCAGAAAAUACGUGCACUCGUUUUAUUGGUCCGCAAUGACGUUGACAACUAUAGGAGACCUGCCAACGCCUGAGACCAACGUCGAGUACUUCUACACAAUUGCUUGUUAUCUUUCCGGUGUGUUUGUCUUUGCUACGAUUGUGGGUAACGCUGGGAGUAUCAUUUUGGACAGAAACGCCAGUCGACUGGAUUUUGAAAAACAAAGAGAUAACGCUAAAAGCUACAUGAAAAUACACAACGUCCCUGGAGAACUGCAAAGAAGAGUUUUGAAAUGGUACGAUUAUUCCUGGUCGAGGGGCCGCAUGAGUGGUGGCAGUGGAGACUUGAAUUCUCUGCAUCUUCUUCCUGACAAAAUGAAGACGGAGAUAGCCUUGCAUGUUCAUUUGGAGACUCUGAAGAAGGUGACAUUUCUGCAGAAUUGUGAACCAGAGUUUCUUCAUGAACUUUUGUUGAAAAUGAGACUCUACAUUUUCACUCCUGGUGAUCUGAUUAUCAGACAUGGUGAGAUUGCCAGAGAAAUGUACCUCAUAGCACAUGGAAGAAUAGAAGUUAUAAGUGAAACGGGGAAGCUUUUAAAGGAACUUGGCUCAGGCGAUUUCUUUGGUGAAAUUGGAAUACUUUCUCUUAGCGAGGGACAAAAUAGGAGGACAGCUGACGUACGAUCAAUUGGCUACACCGAGUGCUUUGUUCUUUCCAAAGACGAUGUUCUUGGUGAAAUACACCAAUUUCCACAUGCGCAGAAAAUCCUGGCAGAGUAUGGCAAGAAACGUCUCAAAAACACAAGCGGUGAUCCGAGACUUGUGAAACUGGAUGGUCAAGACUCGCCUGUUGCAAAGAGCCGUUGGAAAGCGACUCGAUCUCACAUCGUUAACAUGUUUAGCGAAAAACAGAGCCCGGGGAAUGAAAACGAGGAACGACCGUUGAUGGGGUUGUUCAAGACUGUCGCAAGAGAUGAGGUGAUACCAUCGUUGAAUUCACCUGGCAACCUGAUAGAUGACAGCUCUGAAAAGAAAUCGAUGUCAAACAAUUGCUCUAAGGUUGGAGAGAAUCCUACAGAGUUACCUUCACCUGGCACGAGCUGUUCACGUGAUCCCGCGAUUGAAUCACGUGAUCAGCCGGAUGGUUCGAGGAGUCAGACAAACGGAUCAGGUGACCUCUUGAGGGAGCUUUCUAACCUCUCACCAGAAUCAAGUAAUCAUCUGGUUGGAUCACGUGGUCAAGACUCUAACGUACACGCGGUGAACACGCGUCGUGGAUCGUGUGAUAAGAGGAAGAAUGAAGAGACCGGUGUGAGCGUGAGUAAAACGGAAAAAAGUACCACGAAGAACAGUUAUCAAAUGCGUGGAAAUACACGCAUGUCACGCACGCGUGAGUCAGUCACGCGUCAGCCACGUGACAUCAGCUCUUGCCUAAACACGUUGGAUUAUCUAAAGGCCGUGUUGCAAAGCACUAUGCAUGAAAACGACAGACAGGACGAACAUGUAGCAAAAAUUGAAAAUGAACUGACGGAUGAACGAGAAAAAUUACAUGAGGCAGAAAAGAAGAUAAAAAAUCAGGAGGAAGAAAUACGAAAACUUAGGGAGACCAAUCUGACAUUGAAAGAAAGAAUAAAACAAACAGAGAGCACGAUAACUCAAAUGGAAGAUGUUCUGCAGUUAACACAAACUAAGGAAAGCGAAGCCGCUGCAAAAGAUCUCGGAGAACUCAGACGGGAUCGAAAAAUGGGAAGCGUUUCUUUGUUGGAACUAUCAGAGGACGGGAUUGGAGGUCCUGAAAACAUUUUGACAACAAAACCAGCUUCAAAGAUCUCCGACACCCAGUGUUAGACUAAAAGUCAGAAACUUCUAGAAACUUCAGGUUUGCAGCUUUUGACAACAAGAAAAGCCGACUAAAUGAAACGGAAUUGUUCUUGGCAAAAGCAUCAGAAAAGAGGAACUCAUGAAGAAAGUCAUCGCACGCGCAAAUAUUGACAUAAUUAUACACUAUUUAUUCGAUUAUUUAUUGAGUUUCAUCAAAGCUC
This is a messenger RNA of Dendronephthya gigantea, 4369 nucleotides long. RefSeq names its product cyclic nucleotide-gated cation channel alpha-3-like. Gene Ontology annotation, molecular function: protein-containing complex binding; monoatomic ion channel activity. NCBI's taxonomy places the organism in Eukaryota, Metazoa, Cnidaria, Anthozoa, Malacalcyonacea, Nephtheidae. Bases 1293 to 4175 code for a protein of 960 amino acids. Gene Ontology annotation, cellular component: membrane. The transcript is spliced from 12 exons. The record is from RefSeq and is a predicted model, not a curated record. Gene Ontology annotation, biological process: transmembrane transport; monoatomic ion transport.